Molecule: messenger RNA, 9223 nt
Organism: Pleuronectes platessa (European plaice)
Lineage: Eukaryota; Metazoa; Chordata; Actinopteri; Pleuronectiformes; Pleuronectidae
Product: serine/threonine-protein phosphatase 2A 56 kDa regulatory subunit delta isoform
Exons: 28
Coding region: 297-7376 (2359 amino acids)
Biological process (GO): protein dephosphorylation; signal transduction
Cellular component (GO): protein phosphatase type 2A complex; nucleus; cytosol
Molecular function (GO): zinc ion binding; protein phosphatase activator activity; nucleic acid binding
Source: RefSeq, a predicted model, not a curated record
UGAAUCUGAGCUGGGCCCUGAUAACUCCUUGGUCCUGUCUGAGAUCUACUGAAUGAAUCUGCUCUCAGGUUCCUGCUGAUUCAUAAGAGCACAACAUGACAGGAUGAAGUUGUGGGAGGGUUUGAUUCCGGCACAUCAGGCAGGUGGCGGUGACGCAGCAUGAAACUAAUGGAACCAGGAACAAGAAGAAGUUGUUUAAUGGCUGACUGUUAAAAUCUUUGUUUUGAGCCUCGUGGAAGAACCUUGUUCUGUUUGAAUCGUCACCGCGAGGAGCCGCUGAUUAUUUGCGGUACGACAUGUACCGUGGUCGGCCUCCUCCGAGGGGAGGCUACGCGCCGCCGUCCGAUGGCCGAGGACCGCGGCCUCCGCGGCCUUACCCAGCUCCGGACUACAGAGACGACAGGAGCCGGCCCAGACCUCCGUACCACCACGGCCAUCCCGAGCACGGUCCACCGGACUCAUACCGCCGGUCCCCCCAGCGCAGUAGUUACCCGUCCCCCGGACCAGGGAGCCACCGAGGCGCAGAGCACUGGGCUGGAGGUCCCCCGAGAGAGAGGUCUCUGUCGCCACGUGGCCCGAUUCCCCUCGACCACAACCUGCUUAUCACUGUUGGCAACGAGCUGACGUCAGGGCCUGGCUCCGCCUCUUCACGCCAUCAUGACAGAGACUUCCCUGCUCGACCUGAGUAUGAGCGGGGCCGGAGCAGGGACCGCAGUCCGGACAGAAGCCGAGCCAAGAGUCGAGGUCGGAGCAAGAGUCGGCCCCGCAGCCAGAACCGGAGUCCAGACCGAGGCCGGGCCAAGAGUCGAGGUCGGAGCAAGAGUCGGCCCCAGAGCCGGAGUCCAGACCGAGGCCGGGCCAAGAGUCGAGGACGCAGCAAGAGUCGGCCCCAGAGCCGGAGUCCAGACCGAAGCCGGGCCAAGAGUCGAGGACGCAGCAAGAGUCGGCCCCAGAGCCGGAGUCCAGACCGAAGCCGGGCCAAGAGUCGAGGACGCAGCAAGAGUCGUGCUUUCAGCAGGUCUAGGUCUAGAUCCAGGUCCCGUUCUAAAGGGAGGAGCAGAGGGAGGAGUUUCAGCAAAGUAGCGAGUCAUGGCCGCAGUAGAAGCCGCAGUGAGAGCAGCAGCUCCAGCUCAAUCUCGAGCAGCCGCAGCCACAGUGGAGAUGAAAGAUACAAGAAAGGCUUUAAAGAGCUGGAGAUGGCUCGACGCAGGAAAGAGCUGGAGGAGAUUCUGAGCCUGCCGACAAAAUCCAUCCUGAAGAAACGCUACGACUCACCAUCAAUCCAGAAUGUAGACUCCCCCCGUGGCCUCGACGGCUCCAACGUGCCUUGUGUGGCCGACCAGAUCCUGCAGGCGGUUAAAGGAAUGGACCCUCACAUGGUGGCGUCCGUUUUGUCGGAGCUGGGGUCUGACCCGCAGACAGUUCAUCGUGCUGGGUUUGAAACUGAGAUCAAAGAAAUCCUCAACCUGUUGGAGGGGGCAGGGGUCAAGACCCAGAUGAAGGCCGUGGACGACAUCGAUGAUGAGGAGAAGUUCCUGUACGGAGACUCUGAGGAGCCCAAACCUCCACCGGUGUCCGAGCCGGUCCGACACCAUGGGCUAGAUAUGUACGGAGACGUGACGGAGGAGGCGCUGUACGGAGAUUACCCCCAAACAAAAGCCACCAUCGAUCAGACCUUUGGCCUCCCCCCAGGGGCCUCGUCCCACCUCCAGGCUCCAUCCACAACAGAAGAGCUGGACCCAAAGAACACUAGUUGUUCCAUUAUCAGCCCGGACCAGAACACCGCAGUACAGGUGUCAAACCCAGCCCAACCCUCGGGUACGGAGUCACUGGAGGAGUAUGAGAAGAUCCAGGACCUGCUGAAGACCAUUGGCCUCGACUUGGGUGUCUCAGAGAUCAGCAAGAUGGCUGCUAGGACCAAGGAGCGUCUCCACGGAAGCAAGCCUGCGAAGACGCCCACGCGUCGCAGGCGGUUCUCCUCCGACAGCUCGGACCGCAGCCAAGGUCGCAGGAGGCUGAGCCGGAGCGGCAGUUCCAGCAGCAGGAGCAGGAGCCGCAGCUGGGGGGGGAAACGGGGGAAGAGCUGGAGCAGUGACGACAGCUGCAGGAAGUCGGCUCCAAUCAAAUCUGUCAAAGACGAGACAAAUGUCGAACAGAAAAUCCCUGCCCCGCCACCACACAACGAACUGCUGCCACAAAUCCCUGAGCCCCAGCCCCUCCCUCCUCAUUCUGGGGUGCCCAUACCCACCUACCCCCCCCCACAGGUCCAUGGUAUGAUGCCCCCUAAUUACCCCCCACCAGGUUAUGGCCAGUAUGGAAACUACCUGCCCUACAUGCACCAGCAAUGGCCACCUCUGUACCCACCCCCCAACAUUAGCCUGCCUCCCCAGACCGGCUCCGACGAGUUCCCUCCAGCUCAGCAGUACCAAGAGCCUUACCACAAACUGGCCUCUGAGCCAGAGGCCAAAGGUUCCGUGAAGACGUUAGCUCAGGACAGAGAGAAGAGCGUCUCCAAACUCAGCAGCUACGACAGGAAAGUGUCUGAGGAGCAGAACAAUGAGAGUCAGAAACAAAAGGUUUUGGAAGAGCGGGAGAAGCUGAAACACGAGAGGGAGGUGAGGAUGAAGAAGAAGGAUUAUCUGAUGAAGGAGCUGGAGAGACUCAGAAAGCAACAGGGUGAGCUCUUGAGGAAGAAGCGCAGGGAGAAGGAAGGUCACAAAGACCCUCUGCUGCAGGAGAUCAGCCGACUGCAGGAGGAGGUCAUGACUCAGAUCUCUAACCUCCGCAAGGAGCAUGAGGCCGCCGAGAAGAAACGUAACGAGAUCGACAAAGUGGCGCUCAUCCUUGGCCUCAGCCCAGCCGACCGGCCACGCAGGGUCAGCAAGCCGACUGAAGACCAGAGCGUUCUGCCGCCAGAGAAGAAGAGACGAGAGGCAGAGAGUCCUGAGGGACGACAGGCGUCUAGCAGCUCUACGUUAAAGAACUCAGCAGCGCCGCCAUCUCUGUCGCAGAGAGCGUCACCUGUCAGCGCCCCCCCCGCACCCCCUCCCCCAGAGCCGUUUGAAUACUAUGACGCUGGAAACCACUGGUGCAGAAACUGUAACGUCACCUCCGGUUCCAUGUUUGAUUUUUUCACGCACUUGCAAAGCAAAACGCAUCGAAAGACUCUUGACCCGUACGACCGGCCCUGGGCCUCCACAUCCACCAACAUCACCAAGAACACGCCGCCGGAGGAGAAACUGACUAAACCUGCCAAAGGUUCGGAGUUCCUGCAGCCCGUCAGAGGAUUCUUCUGCCUACUCUGUAAAGAGUUUUAUGGAGACGCCAUCUGUGCAGAGGAGCAUGUCACCACUCACGCUCACAACGAGAAAUACAAGAAACAAAUGUACGAGAACCCGCUGUACGAACAGAGAAGGAACCUGGAUCGACAGGCCGGACUAGCCGUGGACACAAGUGGAAAGAAACGCAAGCAUGACGACGACGACGAGAAAAGCGGCAAAUACAAGGAGGAAAAGGCCAAACACAAAAAAGAGAAGAAAGACAAAGAGAAAAAGAAUGAAGAUGACAAUGCUGUUCUGAAGGAAGAAAAAUCUAUAUUCAAAAAGGAGGAGGAGGAACACAGACUGAAAGACAACAAGACAGGGGAGGAUUUUAAAAGUACCAAGAAUCUGGAAGAAGAGCGAUCUUCUAACAUUAAGAAAGAUGAGGACGAAAACUAUAAAUGCAACAAAAGGGAAGAUAAAUACCGCUUCAGCGAAGAAGAGCGGGGUGACCGACACAGAAACAGCAGAGCAGAAGAGCAUCGCUACCGGCAUCGCAAUGACAACGAUGAGAGAUACGAUGACCGCCCAAAAUAUGGAACGAGAGAGGAUGAUGAAGAAAAGUAUAAACACAGUAAAUAUCCUUCAGACUCAAGAUCCAAAUAUGACAAAGAACGAGAUGAAGGUAACCCCAAGACUCGGAGAGAAGCGUUUAAAAAGCCUGAGCUUGUGAAACCAGCAGGGAAACCAGAGGUCACCAAACCUGAACCUCUACCAAAGCCCUACGACCCGCCCAAAAUCUUUUGUGGUCCCAGUCCUGCCAUGAGGGCCAAGCUCCGCAAACAGAGCCUGGAGGCUGGCAAGCCCGCCCCAGCAGUAACAGGCCCGACAUUUGGAAAGUUCACUUGGAAGAAGAAGGACAACACGCUGACAAAGGUAGCUGAGAAAAUCGCUGCUGAGUUCAUCAAAGAAGAUGAAGCAGCUGCAAGCCUACAGCUAGUCUCUGUGGAGGAUUCUUUUGCUAAAUCUGUGGCUGUUGCUAAAGAGAUUGCAGAGAAGCUUGGAGGUAACCCGCCAAUGCCUCCUCCUUGGGUGUCCAAUGGAGCCAACCGAGGAAGAAUCCGGCCCAACCUCCCAGCCCCUGCUGCAGUCUGCAGGAAAACGACCAUGAUGGGUAAACCUGCGACUCUGAAUACCUUUCUCUCAAUCAGACCCCAAAACACAACUUUACAAGGACCUCCUCUAAAAGACCUGCCGCUGAUCUCUGAUGGUCUCUCAAAAGCUGUAAGUGCUCAAAAAUCACUGCUGGACGGUAAAUCUCCACCUAAACCGUUAGAAGUUAGACUUCCAUUGCCAGUGUCCAUACAAUCCCCAAUUGAGGUUAAACCUGCACCACCAGUUUCUGAACCAGUGUCAACUGAGGCUAAGGCCACACCCACUCAAGAUAAGGCCACACCCACUCCUGUCAAGGCCACACCCACUCCGGUCAAGGCCACCCCUGCUCAAGCUAAGGCCACACCCACUCCGGUCAAGGCCACACCUGCUCAAUCUAAGGCCACACCCACUCUGGCCAAGGCCACACCCGCUCAAGAUAAGGCCACACCCACUCCGAUCAAGGCCACACUCCCUCAGGUUAAGGCCACACCCAUUCAGGCCAGUUCCACAGAACCAGAGGGUAGACCUCAGUCAUCUGUGGCUCCUCCUGCUUCCUCGGAGGCCAAACCUCCACAAUCAAUGGUGGUAAAGAUAGUGUCUGACGUUGCGGCGCCUGGUGUCCCAGAGAACGAGCAGACUCGUACUGUGUUCGUCAAGCCUCCACCUUUUAUGAACAUGACUGACAGAUUUCCGAAGUCUGAGAAACUUAAGAGUAACCUGGCUGCAGCCAAAGCCAGGGAAUUAUUUGGCAUCUUCUACAGUGGCAUCAGCCAAUCGGGUCCUUCUUCCAUCACCAAAUCCGACUCCAGAGCUGACAAGAAUAGCCCUCUUCCACUUCCAGCUCCUCAAGGACUAAAUCUACAACCUCCGGCCGAAACCCAGUUCCAACCUACAACUGACGUCCAGACAUCACCACAACCAGAGUCAACCAGUUACUCACCAAGUUCACAAUCCCAGAUUAAACCUGAAAUUCAAAUUGCUUCAGUUUGGUCCUUGAAGUCUGGCCCUGCUCCAACACCAGAGGAGACUCUUUCUGAAACGCCCUCAGCAACAACUCAACCAAAACGGACUCCUUCAGCUCAGAUAGAGACUCAGAGUGUAACUCAAAUCGAGUUCCAAAUUCCCCCACAAUCUGAAAGUGCUGAGCCCGAUACAACACCUCAAACUCUGCUCAAAUCAGCUCAGGACUCCCAGUCUCAUACAGAGUCCAAUCCUGAUGCCACUCCAGAACCUGAACCCAAACCAAGCCCCAAAACUAGAGGCAAGAAAACUCCCCCUAGCGGCAGUAAACGUCCCAGUAACAGCACGCCUCCUCCCACGCAGCUCAACAAGAUCAAAUAUUCCGGAGGUGCUCAGCUGGUGAAGAGGGAACGUCGUCAGAGCUCGUCACGCUUCAGCCUCACGAAGAACCGAGAGCUCCAGAAGCUCCCUGCGCUCAAAGAUGCACCCCCGGUGGAGUGGGAGGAGCUGUUUGUGCAGAAGCUGCGUCAGUGCUGCGUCCUGUUCGAUUUCAUCAUCGACCCACUCAGUGACCUCAAAUACAAAGAGGUGAAGAGGGCGGGGCUCCACGAGAUGGUGGAGCACAUCACACACAACAGUGACGUGGUGACGGAGGUCAUCUACCCCGAGGCCGUCGUCAUGUUUUCAGUGAACUUGUUCCGGGCUCUUCCUCCGUCAUCAAACCCGACCGGAGCGGAGUUCGAUCCCGAGGAGGACGAACCCACGCUGGAGGCGGCCUGGCCUCACCUGCAGCUCGUAUACGAGUUCUUUCUUCGAUUUCUGGAGUCUACAGAUUUUCAGCCAAACAUCGCCAAAAAAUACAUCGACCAGAAGUUUGUUUUGUCGCUUCUGGAGCUGUUUGACAGCGAGGACCCCAGAGAGAGAGACUUUCUGAAGACCAUCCUCCACCGAAUCUACGGCAAGUUCCUCGGCCUCCGAGCCUUCAUCCGCCGGCAGAUCAACAACAUCUUCUACAGAUUUAUUUAUGAGACAGAACAUCACAACGGAAUCGCUGAGCUGCUGGAGAUACUGGGCAGUAUUAUCAAUGGCUUCGCUCUACCGUUGAAAGAAGAACACAAGAUGUUUCUGAUUCGAGUUUUGUUGCCUCUUCACAAAGUGAAGUCUCUGAGCGUCUACCAUCCUCAGCUGGCGUACUGUGUGGUCCAGUUCCUGGAGAAGGACAGCAGCCUCACCGAACCGGUGAUCAUGGGUCUGCUGAAGUUCUGGCCAAAGACUCACAGUCCAAAGGAGGUGAUGUUCCUGAACGAACUGGAGGAGAUCCUGGACGUCAUUGAGCCGUCAGAGUUUGUCAAAGUCCAGGAGCCGCUCUUCAGACAGCUCGCCAAGUGUGUGUCCAGCCCACACUUCCAGGUGGCAGAGCGAGCGUUGUAUUAUUGGAAUAACGAGUACAUCAUGAGUCUGAUCAGUGACAACGCCACCGUGAUCCUCCCCAUCAUGUUCCCUGCUCUCUACAAGAACUCCAAGAGCCACUGGAACAAGACGAUCCAUGGUCUGAUCUACAACGCUCUGAAACUCUUCAUGGAAAUGAACCAGAAACUGUUUGACGACUGUACACAACAGUACAAGGCUGAGAAACAGAAAGAGAAAUACAAAGUGAAGGAGAGAGAGGAGAUCUGGCACAAGAUCAAAGAGCUGGCCCAACAAAACCCACAGACCAACAAGCUCCACCCUCUCCGCCCUGGACUCCCCCCACAGGAUGAGUACAUGUUGUACAGUGACAGUACUGUAGCUGUGUACUCGAUGGAAAUAGAAACUCCGACAGUUGAAGACAUUCAGCUGCUGAAGAAGACAGUGGAGAGUGAGGCCUCACAGGGUGUGAAGAAGGACCAGGCUCUGAUGAGGAGAAAGUCUGAACUUCCUCAGGACGUCUUCACCAUCAAAGCUCUGGAGGCUCAUAAGAGAGCAGAGGAGUAUCUGACAGCCAAUCAGGAGGCUCUCUGACCGGGGGGCGGUUUCUUCUUUGCAGCAACCCGCUUCCCUCCCGUCCGGUUCUCAGGGGAGGAAGUUAACGUUGUGGUGGCGACGCUGUUCCAGGGUCAGAUGAGGGUGGAGCUGACGCUGCGUAGAAAAAGAAAAGGCCUCUCACCUCUGCCCCUGGUGGCUGACAACAAGAAGGACAGUUUCAAAACUCCGCCCUGUCCUCGCCAUCGCUUCACCUGUCGCAGUGUGAACACCAUCAGGUCCCUGAAUGCACCGCCAACAUGUCCCUGAACGCUUCGCUAGCAGGUCCAUGAAACUAGACAGGUCCAGUGAAGGCGGAGUCAGAAGAUGUCACAUUAACGGUCUGACGAGGAGACAGUGAAUGUAGACGUCCAAUCAGCUUCCAGUAAAUCCUGGAGAGAUGUAGCCGUUACUCGUCAGGUCAAAGGUCAAACCAAGCGAUGAAUUGUCGAGGCUCUGAGGACAGACUAAAUCCUGACGUGGCCGUUGGACAAAAGGAAAGGAACCGUCUGAUUGGUUUGUGAGGACGAAGCAGCUCAGGCUGAAUGCAGGUGAACCAGGUUUCAUUUCUGACCUCUGACCUCUGACCUGGACACCCAGGCUCUGUUUUUUUGCUAACUGCUUUCAGUCUUUAUUUGGAUUCUCCACUAGAGGGCGCAGCCAUGUGGAGGGAACAAGUAGCAUUGCAUGGUUUAACUCCGCCCACAUCACGGCUGCUGAAGCCAAUGACAAUUCAUCAUUUACGUCUUUAAAUGUUCACACAGGACGUCUGGGAUUUCAACCCGCCAAAGUAAAAUGCUGAGCUUGAGCAGUUUGCGGCGAAUGUGUGAUCAGACUGGGAUUCCCAUGAUCCUCUGCUGCGACACUUCUGUUUAUUUAUUCUGUGACAUCACAAACUUUACUGGACUUUAUUUGUGAAAGAUGCAGAUAAACGUUUAUAAUGUUGGAUUGUAAAAAAAAUAGAGAGCAAAGGUCAGAGUAAAAAACUAAAUUUAAAUGUUUCCCGGAGAAAAUAAAUUCAUCUGUAAUUUUUUGGCUCAAAAUCACGAGGUUUUUGAUUUGAUGGAAUAUUAUUGUUAAUAACUUAACGUAAAUUUUCCCUUGUGGUUAAAUGGUCAUGUGACCUUCAGGUCAGGACUUUUUCAGGUUUUGUGUGAACUUGUACGUUAAAUGUUGAACGCAAUUUUGUGACAAAUCAAUCUUCUUCCAUGGACUCAGGACGACGCCCCUUUGUCAGACCCGGCCCCUCCCUCACCGUCAUCUGGGAUUGUCCUUCAUCGAUCAGCUGUCAUUCAAACCAGUGACAUUUCCUUUGAUGGGAUAGCCCCGCCUCUCUAGUUCUCACUCACUUCUGGACAAAACGGUGAUCACAGCCCUGGACUUUGAAACUUGAUCAUGUUGAGCUCUGUCCACCAGGGGGCAACAUGAUCGUCUCAGCCUGACAUCUGCUCUACUGCCCCCCCCACGGUAAUGGUCGAUCUGCCCCCUGCUGGACACAUGAUGAAUGUGUGAGCUCAGUUUUUAUUCCAGGGUUCAGUUUAUUUUUACCUUUUAAUGAGUCCGAACAUCACAUGAGUCAAAGUGUGAUUUUGUACAAAUGUUCAUGUACAGAAGAAAAUAAAAGAAAUAGUGUUUGACAGAGUUUGAUUUACACACACACAAAUACACAUUAGGUAUUUUAAUAAAUGUGGGAAUAUGAGACUUCACCCUAAAAAUCACACAUUUAAUCAAUUAAUAAUUUCAUUUAUCGACAAGAAAAUUUAAUAUUUGUUUAUACUUUUUCCAGAACAAAGAAAAAAAAAUGGAAUGUUUGUAGUUGUCAGGACGACCUGUGACCUCAGAGCAUU